Orussus abietinus is the source of this 5671-nucleotide messenger RNA. RefSeq names its product choline O-acetyltransferase (gene ChAT). Gene Ontology annotation, biological process: acetylcholine biosynthetic process; neuromuscular synaptic transmission. Bases 294 to 1979 code for a protein of 561 amino acids. Gene Ontology annotation, cellular component: neuron projection; cytoplasm. The record is from RefSeq and is a predicted model, not a curated record. The transcript has 11 exons. Lineage: Eukaryota; Metazoa; Arthropoda; Insecta; Hymenoptera; Orussidae. Gene Ontology annotation, molecular function: choline O-acetyltransferase activity.
CGGUGUUGGGGGCGCCACGGCGACUCCUGGUGACUCUCGGCAGCCUCUCCAGAGACUCCUCGCCGUCCACCCUGGCGAAGGACGAGCCUCUACCGAGCCUGCCGGUGCCGCAGCUGGAGUCCACCAUAAGGAAGUACCUGGCGCAGGUGGAGACGGUGGCACCUGCGCACCUGGAGAGGAAUCGUGCCCUGGCGAAGGCCUUCCUCGCGGGUCCUGGUCCCAGGCUCCAGCAGCGUCUCCUGGAGCGUAGGCAAAGGACCACGAACUGGGCAACCGAUUGGUGGUUGAACGACAUGUACCUCUCGGUACCUCUCGCUCUGCCAAUUAACAGCAAUCCAGGUAUUGUUGCAAAGCCGAAGAGGUUCUCCAACCAACGGGAGGCUGCCGUCUUCCUUGCUCGGUACCUGACGGAGCUCGUUGAUUUUCAGGAACUGCUGGACAGGUCCGGACUGGAAGUGGAACGAGUCAAGACGAAGGAUAGGAAGUCCUGGCAGCCCCUUUGCAUGGCCCAGCAUUAUCAGUCCCUUAUCACCUACAGGAGACCCGGCAAGGACCUCGACGAACGGGUCGUCUUCGACAGACCUUCCUCCGAUGAUCACAUCAUAGUAGCGCAUCACAACCAGUUUUACAGCAUCCCAGUUAGGGCCUCGGAUCGAGGACGCGUCACGGAAUCCGAAUUGACCCAGCAGAUCCUGCAGAUCAUGGAAAUUCCUCCCGAUCCAAGGACUCCUCUCGUCGGGGUGCUCACCGCCAAUCGGAGGCCGGUCUGGGCGAAGGCGAGAGAAGAAUUGCUGAAAAACGAGCGCAAUCGACACAAUCUCGAGCUGUUGGAGCGCUGUCUCUGCGUGGUGUGCAUCGACGAUGACGUCCUUCCAGCGACGUUUAAUAAUCCUUAUAGAAGUGAGGAUCGAUGGAUCGGCGAGCGCGAUUACGCCAACGUUCUUCAUCAUGCUCUUCACGGCGGCGGGUCCCGGCAUCUCGGGUGCAAUCGUUGGUACGACAAGAGCGUGCAGCUAAUCCUCGGCAAGGACGGCUUGUGGGGCAUGAACUACGAGCACUCCACCGGGGAGGCUUCUUCCGUCUUGUCGACCUUCGAGGAGCUCACGGAGAGAGUGGACGCCAUGUCACCCCCUGAUGACAACCAGGUGCCAUCGCAUCUUCCGGCACCGGAGAAACUCGAGUGGACCCUUUCCGAACAGAGUCUGAACGACAUCAGAGAGGCGAUGACUGCAUUCGAUGCGCUCGUGGAGGACCUCGACCUCUGCGUGAUGUGCUUCCAGGAGUACGCACAGGACUUCGUUAAAUCCUGCCGCGUCAGUCCAGAUGCCUACAUACAGCUGGCCUUGCAGCUAACGUACUUCAAGUUGCACGGAUGUCUGGUGGCCACGUACGAGAGUGCAGGUAUACGGAGAUUCGCCCUGGGUCGUGUCGACUGCAUCAGAGCUGCCAGUCCUGAAACCCUCGCCUGGGUGAAGGCCAUGUGUCAGGGCGACCCUGAAUCCCAAAGUGCUGAUCAACGAUACGCCGAUCAAGAGGACGGAACCAAAAGAGUUCAGUUCACCAUUUACAGUGAGCAGCAAAUCCGAGAGCUCUUCGACGCGGCCGCGCAGAGACAGGCAAGGGAGCUUACCGAUAAUAUCCUGGGAAAUGGGAUAGAUAAUCAUCUGAUGGGAUUGAGAUAUGCCGCCAAGGAAAGUGGAGAACCCAUGCCCGACAUCUUCACCGACGAGGCGUACAAAAUUGUCAACCACUUCGCCCUGUCCACUUCUCAGGUGACAACGAAGAACGAAGGCAUGGCGGGAUAUGGACCGGUCGUUCCGGACGGGUAUGGCUGCUCCUACAACAUGCGGAAAAAUGGCUUCAUCUUCUGCGUCUCGGCAUUCCACAGUGAUGGAAGAACGAACGCGAUGAGGUUCGCUCGGGCCCUGGAACAAAGUUUGAGAUCAAUGGCCAACAUGCUGCGAACCAGAAAGGAGUGACGCUCCUUUACAAACUCCUUAUAAUUAUAUAAAUAACAGAUAACAACAAGAGAAAAAAAAAAUAUUGAAAGAUAUUCCAACGCGUUAUAGGAAACAUUGGAAUUCCGGAAUCUCGGAAAUUAAAUUCGAGGCUCUCGGAGCGUUUUUAGAGAAUUUCACUCGUAGGCCUCGAAAGCGAAGAAAGUAUUUAUCCUAGUCGCGAGUAGUAAGGUUAAUAAUAAGUUAACGUUACAGUUACUACGAUAUUUUAACGUUACAUUCAGUUCCUUCCGUGAUCGUUAAGAAAUGCCGGAAAUUAAUCGAAGAUUUAGAAGGUGUAUAAAUACACCUAACGUCGUACAUUUACAAUGUCAGUGGAUUUUUACUUAAAUUAAACACGUAACAUUAUGUUAUCAUUUUUGCGUUAACUCAGCUUAGAUGCCGAACAUGAUAUCACAGAGACGAUGUAAUUUUCCUGAAAUUUCUUGUCGCGUAGAAAUGAUCAAUUGCUGGGUAUGUAAAUUUACAUGGGAAUUUUUAUCAACGACGAGAGUAUUUACUCCAGUAGUAACGGUAACGUUAACGAUAAGCACCCAAGAGAUGCCGAAGAACGCCUAGAGAAUUUCUCGAAACUCGUGCGCACUCGCACUUACGCCAAAGAAGUACCUACGGAUUAUUACGUACAUAUCCCGAGAAUAUACAUAUAUCACGCGUUACGCAUGUUAUCGAAUAAGGUAGGGAAAUAACGGCGACGUUAUCAUUAAGCUCGAGUAGAAAUCGUGUCUCGAUAUGGUAGACGAUGAAGAGGACGAGCCCGCGUCGCGACGCCGGCGUCGAGGCCCUCGAAAUAGUCGCUGAUGCGUGUAGUAGGCAAUAUAUAGAUCGAAUUAUCGUAUCACCAGACUCUCUUAGAAAUAGUCUGUACAGUCUCUCCGAGUACUCGUACACACGCUGCACAUAUAUUCGUGGGAAUUCGGUGGCAAACUCGGCGUCCAAAAUCGCGGUUUCCGCAACCGUGAUAAGCGACGCCGAAGUCGACACCGCAGGUAACGUUGCACAUCGACAUGUAUAAUCGGUUCCGGUGUAAAUUUCCAGGUGUCAAAAAGAAAAGAAAAAAAAAACAACGCAGGUGCUGGUCUUACCCCGCCCGGAAUUCCGGAAUUACACCGGACAACUAUCGACAUUACGUCGGCGUCUGUACGAGUUUGCACUGUAAAAUUUCUUUAUGGUGUAAAUAAUGUCUCACUCGCUGGAACCGACGUUCUGCCUUUCAUUUAGAUCGGUAUCCACGUUACAGCGCGAUUUUCCUGCGGAUUCCGCGGAUUACCGGGGACAACUCCUCGAAGACUCCUGAUAACGGUUUGGAUUUACAUGAAAUUACCGAUAGUGCAUUUUUUCCCUCCACUUCAUUCGCAAACUGAGCUCUGAAAUUGAAAUUAUGGACAAAUUGCGGAACAACUUUAGGUCUUGCACAUAGCAGCCCUUCGAGGGGUCGUCCUUAUCAGGGGGUCCGCGUCUUAUCCGCUGAUAAGCGCGGCCAGUCGCAAUUGCAUUGGCGCCCGCACAGUAAACUCUUGUCCAUUUCUUAGAGUAGAUCGGCGAAUUGUCACCGCAUUCGGAUUGUCAAUGGCUGAUAGUAGCUCUGUCUGUGUCUGUCUGUCUGUCUGUCUGUCUGCCUGUCUGCCUGACUGUCAUUCGCUUAACUUCUUGUACGACCCCGAGUCAACGGACUCUAUCCACCGUAGACAUUUUGACAAAGGGAAUGUCCCGCGAUACCGGAUCGAUUUUUACGAUCCUAUCGAUCCGAUCAUUUCCACCGGUCAAAUUUCGACCAACCAACAAUUUUCACAUUUUUCACCCGUGACGUUUACACGUUUAAUGCACGUUAAGGGGAUAACCACGCGCUGUAAUACCAUGUACCAUGUACGAUAUCAAAAUCGGGGAACAUUUCCUUUGUUAUAAAUUAAUUAGCGCAAUUAGUGGUGUAUUAAACUAGUGGUGCUCGGUAGACUCGCCGGACGAUGUGAUCAAUAUUAUUAAUAUUAAUUACGAGCAUGCGUAGGAUCGAGUAGUGAUAAUUAUUACAGAUAAGUGUGCAUAGAUACGCGAAAGAUUGGCGUAUACAUAUAUAUAAUAUGUAUAUUAAUUGGACAUGCGGAGAUAUAGUUUCUACGCAAGAUCCUUCGAUCGCAUCGACGUUAGGUUCUCCGUGAUGUUGAUACUUGCACGGGGAUUACUAUUUAUUAUUGUUGAUAUAUAAUUGUCGGUAUAUCGAUAGGACGCACCUUGGGGCGUUCGACCGAAGAUAUUUUGCGAUACGCGUAUAUAGGCUCGUUAUGUCAUUAGAGUUAUUUCUAUACGUUGAUCAUAAGUUACGUUUUACACAGAGUUUACAACCGGAGUUCGUUAGCUGCUUCGGGAGCGUUGACAUUUUUUUUUUUUACGCGGUACAUAUAAGGGAGAAAGAAAUUGCCACUAAAAUGUAUCUCCGUUAUCGUUACAGAAACGAACGCAUAGCCAUAUUAUAUAUAUAUAAACAAAUUUUAAGAUGUGCUUGCGUAGGGCGUUUCUCUGCAGGUACAGAAGCGUUGUCUUUGUUAUGUUAUCAUCCCCAACAAUCUUUAACAUAUUAAAUUAUUAUUACACUCUGUGAUAUUCUUCGACAUCGAUUUGUCAGUUUAUUUGGAUCGUAUCGUUCGGAACAAUUCGUGAUAAAAGAAAUGUUUUCUAGUUACGAUACGUUACAAUCUAAACAAGAGAUGUUACAGCGGCCAGAUAAAUUUUGAGGAAUUGAUUCUUCCGAGGAAUGACAUUUUAAUUUAACCAGUAUCGUUCGUCGCGUAAAAUACCAAAUUGCAUGUAAUCUACUUUUCAUCUGGUUUUGGUAAAUCUUAUCUUACACGUACGCCUUGUACGAAUGCAGAUGUGCUAUCAAGCUCGAGUGUACAACAUGUGAAAGUGUUCUAUCCUAGCUAUAAGUGCGAAACUACACACGAUAACGAGGUGUUAUCACUCGAUACAUAUCAAAAACUUAUGUGAUCGCAUUUUUGCGGCCAAGAAUAUCACACGCAUACCAGGCUAAAGCCCACAUAGUUAAGACAAUGUCGGUAACUACUAAAGUAUUGUUAAAGGACGCUGUCGAUAGCGUCAGAAAGAAAUCCCGCCACCUGUAAUUACACUGUCCACUUUCUUUUUGCGCAAUCGAAACUAAUUCCACCCCGAAGAGAAAAAAUCCACCGAACCAGAGAAAUAUAUUUUUAGUAACUAAAUAAAUAUUUUGUUAAUUCAGUGAAUAAUUGGACGCGAACGAACUCCAAUUAAUUGUCGUCAUUCCGAAGGAAAUGUCGCGUCCAAUUUAUUCGAGUUUGUUGGAGUGAAAUAAUUAUUCCUCGAAUUAACAAGAUAUCUCAUUGAUACAAUUUAAAGAAAUAUUCAUCUGGUUGGAUGAAAUUUUUAUUUUUCAGGGUAGGAAUCGUAGUUUUGCGAGGAAUCGGCUGAUUGACCACUGAAGAGGCUCCUUUAGAACCGCGGGUUUGCACGCGCACGAUAUCGCCGCCGUAUGCAAAUAUCGCGUAGUCGUACCGAAUAAGUAAACUCGACUUUCCGUCUACACGGAAAGCAUACACAGCAUACCUCGGUAAGGAAAAUCACCCGAGUUAUUGCGGUAUUAAUGUACGUCUCUUUGUGCAUAAAUAAACUCUGUUGCGACAUUA